GGACUGUCAUCUUGAGCGGUGGAUGUCAUUGAAUUUGAUGAGGGGACGACACUGCAGAGUGGAGUCAAGGAGGCCUUUUUUUGGCUGGAAAUGAGCACAUGAUGUCUUCAGUCCCAGUCCAAACCCAAGUCCCAAAUCUUCCAAUCUUUACACGGAGUGGUUAAUCCAGAUUUGGGAAUGCUGGGCAGCACAGAUUGCUGAGCCCAACGAAACCGCACCCUCGAGGAUUUGUGGAGCAAAUCUGAAAAAUCUUGAUGGUUGUUUUUGAAAGGAGCUGUUGACACAACCCCAACAAAAGGAGUGAAAGGACUGAAUCCAGGCUCCCUAACAGAUUCAGUGUCCGACUGCUGCCCACGAGCUUGGCUCCUCUCCAGCCUUCUCCUGACAGGGCCUGAAUUUACUGCUGCUGCCCUGGGAGUCACAUUUCAUGCAACCAUUCCAAUGGUGUAACGGAUGCCUGUGUGGUUUGGGUUCUGAGCGCUCUGAACACUACUGCAGCAUGACGUCUGACAUCUAUCACCUUCCGCUCAAUGUGUAUGUCAUUGUGCUGGGCAUCGGCCUCUUCGUCUUCAUGCUCAGCCUCAUCUUCUGCUGCUACCUUUUCAGGUUGAAACAACAAGGGACGAGGGAGCAGUUCAGCUACAAUGAGGUGGUGCUGAAGGGAGCAAGCAAGAAACUGAGCCUUCUAGGACAAACCUGUGCGGUGUGUCUUGAAGAAUUCAGGACCAGAGAUGAACUGGGGGUGUGCCCAUGCUCACAUGCAUUUCACAAGAAGUGCCUGCUUAAGUGGCUGGAGAUCCGCAGUGUGUGCCCCAUGUGCAACAAACCCAUCCUCCGGCUUCACACAGACGCUCCCCAGGGUGCUGAGGGUCCGAUGGAUCCAGAGGAGGUGUGAGGGAGCCGGGCAAGAGGAUAUCGGACUCCCCUUACAGAAAACACACACAUUAAAAACACUAGGGAUGAUGGACAGCGGUCAUCUUAAAGACAUCUCACAGGAAAUGUUGAUAAUGAUCCCAAGUGGCCACCCUACUGCUGACCUUUGAGCAAUACGCCUUGUUGGGAAUUGGAUAUUGACAGCACCAAAAAUGACUUGGUCAGAUCAGUCAGGGAGUGGGUGGAUGAAUAGGAUCUUUUCAUAGAAAAAAAUGCUCCUAGCUCUACUUCCAUAUUGCACUGUUCACCAAAAAAAGAAAAAAAAACAUGACAGGAAAAGGAGCCACAUUAGAGAGCAGGAUAUCAUUGCCACUGUCACUGGACGACUAGUGCAGUACUGCCAGAGACAGACAACACUACAGGCAUUGAGCAGGACAUCAGAGAAACAGGAUCAGUAUGGAUACCUCUAAUAUCUCAGGGGUGUUACCAAUACAGCCAGCACAAACCAUGUCAGUCACCCUAUAACCCCGUGCCACACAUGCAUCUUCAGUACUGCCAAUGUAGGUGAAAUGCUCCAGCAGUCAGAGGUAGCCACGACCUCCGUCUGAAACCGAGACCAGCGGGAUUACAAACAUGACGAUUUAAGUAGACAAUAUUGUUACAGAUUGUGUCCCAUGCCCUUUCCUUUUAAAAAGAGACUGAUAGAAAACUAGUCUUGCCUGUAUGUAUUGUAUGUAAACAUGUCCCUAUAUAUUGUUAUUUUGUAUUUGUUGCUUUUAAAUAAAACGUCACGUAAUGUAUUGUAA
Plectropomus leopardus (leopard coralgrouper) is the source of this 1679-nucleotide messenger RNA. Its product is annotated as RING finger protein 122. The record is from RefSeq and is a predicted model, not a curated record. Gene Ontology annotation, cellular component: endomembrane system. NCBI's taxonomy places the organism in Eukaryota, Metazoa, Chordata, Actinopteri, Perciformes, Serranidae. Gene Ontology annotation, molecular function: zinc ion binding; ubiquitin protein ligase activity. Gene Ontology annotation, biological process: proteasome-mediated ubiquitin-dependent protein catabolic process.